GUCUCGGUAUUGUAUAUAAACAUUUUUUGUUUAGAGUAAACCGGCAAAAAUAUACCGCCAAAUGGUGAAAUACUGAAAUUAUAAGCAGAUUUUUUAUUUUGAUAUCGAAAUGGAGAGUGAAGAAGAUAAUCAGCCAUCAACAUCGAAAGCAAGCUUACAGAAAAGAAAUGAGCAAUCGAACACCGAACAAUGUUCAGAAGAAGAAUCCACAGAGGAGCCUUUACCAGCAGAGGCUGAAACCUCCUCAAAUGUGGAGGAGUCUGGAUUUCAAGACGACGAUGAAACCUUAGCAAAUGUUAUGACCGCUGAGGAAUAUUUACAGCGUAAAGAUGUCAUUAUGCUGGAAUAUGAGAAACAGAUGUUUCUUGAUAUAGUUGGUUCGGAUGGGCUUACUGUAUGCGCCAAAGGUUUAAACUACACGCGCGUUGUCACAAACAUACUGAAGGUUUACAGUGAUCCAGGCAAUCUUGUGAUUGUAAUCAACUUUUCUGAUUGGGAGGAGAAAUAUUAUAAAGCCAAAUUGGAGCACAAAUAUGUACAUGAGGUAGCAACAACUGCAACUGAGCGAGAACGUGUUUAUUUGGAAGGUGGAAUACAAUUCAUAAGUACACGUAUUUUAGUUGUGGAUAUAUUAAAAAAUCGUAUACCCAUCGAAUUGAUAACCGGCAUAGUAGUGUUGCGCGCACAUACGAUUGUCGAAUCGUGUCAGGAAGCCUUUGCCUUGCGUCUCUUUCGCAUGCGUAACAAAACUGGAUUCAUUAAAGCAUUUUCUAGUAGCGCUGAGGCAUUCACCAUCGGUUACGGGCACAUAGAGCGCACUAUGCGCAAUCUCUUCGUAAAACAACUCUACAUUUGGCCACGUUUUCAUGCAGUCGUGCAGCAAUCGUUGAAACCAUACGAGGCGCAAACUAUUGAGCUGCACGUGCCAAUGACGCAGAAAAUGUCACAGAUACAAACGCAUUUGCUUGAUAUAAUGAAUUAUUUAGUGCGCGAAAUAAAGCGUAUUAAUCGUCUAGUCGAUUUAGAGGAAAUCACUGUGGAGAAUUGCGUUACAAAGAAGUUCCACAAAAUAUUGCAAGCGCAGCUGGACUGCAUUUGGCAUCAACUGAAUUCCCAGACGAAACUGAUAGUGGCAGAUUUGAAGAUUUUGCGUAAUCUAAUGAUUUCCACAAUCUACCAUGAUGCAGUUGCGGCUUAUGCGCUCACCAAACGCUAUCGCACCACAGAGUACGCGCUCAGCAACUCCGGUUGGACAUUGCUGGACUCGGCAGAGCAGAUAUUCAACUUGUCCAAAGAGCGUGUCUACAACGCGCAGGGCGAAUUCGAACCCGAACCUUGUCCGAAAUGGCAACAUUUAGCCGAAAUACUCAAAGUAGAAAUACCUGCAGAUAUGAAACGCUCGCAUCCGGACUGUUUGGAACCACCGAAAGUGCUAAUACUUUGCCAAGAUACACGCACUUGCUUCCAGUUGCGUCAAUUUCUCACACAAGGCGGUGAGCGUUUUUUAUUAUAUGCCGCCAUGCAGCACGAGAUACCAAUUGGCAAGUUGGCGGAGAGUUAUGACAAAGUUAAGAAUGUGAAGGAAAUUGAAAGAGCGCUAACACAACUGCAACAGUCUGCAGCGAAUGCACGAGUCACGCAAAAGCUCAGUGGCACGCAGAAGAAAUCGCAAGCUGGUACCAAUGAAAGUGAUGUUGUCGACGAGGACACAAGUGCACCCAUGGAUGAGCUAACACAAUUGCUAACUAGCUCGGAUGGGGAUGAUCCACUCUCAACCACGUUCUUUCAGGAGAGUUACCUAUUGACUAUGACACAAUUGAGCGAUAUCGAUGACACAUCAUCGACAUUCGCCGAAUUUGAGGAUGCCGCAAAUGCUAGUGGCGCUGCGGCGAUUAAUAUGAAUGCUUCCAUAUUUGAGCCCUUCCCAGAGUUAGCAGAUUUGGACAUUACUGCCGCUGUGGCGGCACGUAAUCAACCUUUCAUCUGCAUACAGACUUUUAAAACGGAGCAUGAAGGUCCGAUGGCGCUUGAUCGCAUUCUCGAGGAGAUACAGCCACAGUAUGUGAUCAUGUACCACUGCAAUGUGGCUGCUAUAAGACAAUUGGAGAUACAUGAGGCGCGUCAACGGCGCGCUAUCAACGAACGCAUGCGCGUAUUUUUCCUCAUACAUGCGCGUACCGUGGAAGAGCAAUCGUAUUUGACGAGCUUGCGUCGUGAGAAGCAGGCCUUCGAAUUGAUUAUAGAAACGAAGCGAGUUAUGGUCAUACCUGAGUAUCAGGAUGGCAAAACGGACGAAGCUUUCAUACUCUAUAAAACAUAUGCCGAAGACGAAGGCGGUGAGGCGGGAAAUGCUGUUACUCGCAAAGCUGGCGGUCAAGUGGGUCUUGUACCGUUUACUGCGGCGCAAAUUAUUGUGGAUAUGCGUGAGUUUCGCUCUGAUCUGCCAUGUCUAAUACACCGGCGUGGCAUGGAAGUGUUACCUGUCACUAUAACGAUUGGCGACUACAUACUGACACCCGAUAUCUGCGUCGAGCGCAAAUCGAUUUCCGAUCUUAUAGGCUCGUUAAAUUCUGGCCGCUUGUACAAUCAGUGCAUACAAAUGCAGCGUUACUACGCCAAACCGAUACUGCUUAUUGAAUUCGAUCAGAAUAAACCCUUCCACCUGCAGGGCAAAUAUAUGCUUUCACAGAAUACUACGUCCAAACAUUCGGAUAUUGUGCAGAAGCUGCAAUUGCUUACCAUACAUUUCCCCAAAUUGCGAUUGAUUUGGUCGCCCAGUCCUUAUGCGACGGCGCAACUCUUUGAGGAGCUGAAACUGGGCAAACCACAACCGGAUCCGAAGCAAGCCGCCGCUGUGGGCUGCGAUGAGUCUGGCACCAGCGGAGAGGAGCUGAAAUACAAUCCAAAUAUCUAUGAUUUUCUCCUACGUUUGCCAGGCGUCAACACGCGCAACGUGCACAAACUCAUGCGUCAAGGUGGCUCUCUGAAGGCGCUGCUGAAGCGCACGCAGGCGGAAAUCGGCGAAAUGCUCGACUCGCAGGAGAAUGGCCGCAUGCUGUGGGACGCAUUGCAUGUGGCUCAUUUGCCCGAGAAAGAUGAGGUGUCGGGCGCUGUUGCUCUGGUCGCAGGCAAGUCCGUUGGCACACACUCGCGUUUUCGGCGCGGCGCUGCAGCAGCAGUGGCCGCACGUGGUAUGCAACGGCGUUUCAAAAAUUAAGUACCCUAUGUAGUUUAAGGUAAAUUUCUUUUGUGUAAACUAUACUUAUAUUUUAAUGAAAAUAAAAGAAGGAGCUUCUGCUGUGUUGCGAGAGA
Molecule: messenger RNA, 3312 nt
Organism: Bactrocera neohumeralis
Lineage: Eukaryota; Metazoa; Arthropoda; Insecta; Diptera; Tephritidae
Gene: mei-9
Product: DNA repair endonuclease XPF
Exons: 9
Coding region: 110-3217 (1035 amino acids)
Biological process (GO): nucleotide-excision repair involved in interstrand cross-link repair; double-strand break repair via homologous recombination; resolution of meiotic recombination intermediates
Cellular component (GO): nucleotide-excision repair factor 1 complex
Molecular function (GO): damaged DNA binding; single-stranded DNA endonuclease activity; single-stranded DNA binding
Source: RefSeq, a predicted model, not a curated record